AAAAACCCAGCCUGUGACACCAGGUGCCAGGAGAAGUCUCCACGAGUCGGGAGAGCCAGACGUCCUGGGGCUAGAGGGAUGCGGCUGCCCAGUACCCUCAUACCUGUGGCUGUUUUGCUUUGCUCCACCGUGCUGAUCCCUGGCGGAGGAGGUGAGCCGGUCUUCGGGAGAAGGGAUCACUCCGACGCGAACCGCAACAACUGGCUUGCUCCCCGCAUCGUCACCACUCAAACAGCAGAGGAAUAUUUGAAAAAGUUUGGUUGGGGCCAGCCGGUGGAUUGGGAAAACCAAGACACUGGUACGGACGAUGACCCUAAAGAGGAGAACUCUGUUCCAGAUGAAGUGCCUCAGAUUAUGACUGAAGGAAUUUCUGGAGAGACUGUCACGGUAAAAACUCCGAAAGAGUCCACCGAAAAGGCCUCUUACCUUCAGAACCUGAAGGAGUUCCAGGAAGCUAAUGGACUGAAUCCCACUGGCGUCCUUGACAAUGCCACCCUUGUGGUGAUGAACCUGCCUCGCUGUGGUGUCCCCGAUAAAACGCUGUUGGAAAACAGCUCCCUGCACAACGCCACCUCACGCAACGAGUCUACCUACAGUAGUUUGGAGAGCACCCGGCCUACCUCUGAGCAAGGGGCCGCCAGGAAGAAGCGUUUCCUCGCCAAUCUGAUGGGGCGUUCCAGACAGAAAAGGGAUGGCCUGGAUGCCCUGGGAGGAGCGACCACCAGCAUGGGCUUCUCAAAGCGAAAGCUGAAAUGGCGCCUCAUGGACGAAGCGUUCACCAUCCAAAUGAGCAUCGAGCAGCAGAAAAAUAUCCUGGGCCUGGCUUUCCGAAUGUGGAGCGAGGUGACUCCACUGGAGUUCGAGGAAGACCUUGUUUCUCUUCCCUCCGACAUUGACAUCAAACUGGGCUUCGGAACAGGGCAACACCUCGGCUGUUCGCAGGACUUUGAUGGAACGGGACAGAUCUUCGCCCAUGCCUGGUAUUUGGCAGAUAUCCAUUUUGAUGACGCGGAACAUUUUGUUGUCGCUAACAACGGGCAUGGCAUUAGUCUCCUUACGGUUGCUGUCCAUGAGAUUGGCCAUGCCCUUGGCUUGCCCCAUCUGCUUCGAACAGGCUCAGUUAUGCAUCCAAAUUACAACACACACGGUGAAAACUUGGAACUGGACUGGUUAGACAGGAAGGCUAUACAGCGCUUAUAUGGUGUUUGUGAAGGUGCUUUCAAUACGGUAUUUGACUGGGUCUAUCAGCGUAAGAAUGCCGAUGGGGCUGUGACAUACAACUUCAACACAUACUUCUUCAGAAAGGGCUGGUACUGGCUGUAUGAAAACAGGAGCAACAGGACACGCUAUGGAGACCCCAUUACCAUCUCCACUGGUUGGCGUAAUCUUCCUGAUUCAGAUAUAGAUGCCUUUGUUCACAUUUGGGCCUGGAAUAAGAAUUUUGAGGAGAAGAGAGAUGUACAGUAUUUCUUCAAAGGAACACAGUACUGGCACUACGACCCCAUCAAUGACAUGGCUUUUACUCAAGAUGCCCAGGGCAACAACUAUCCCAAGCCCAUCACUGAAGGGUUUCCUGGAGUUCUCAGCCCAAUAGACACAGCAUACUUUGACAGAAAUGACCGAAACAUUUAUUUCUUCAGAGGCCAGGAGGUGACUGCCUUCAGCAUUGAUCUUAAUCAGAAGGUGGAUGGCUUUCCCAAGAAGAUUGUGGAUAUCUUUCCAGCGCUGGUGGCUGGUGACCACCCUGUGGGCAACCUCAAUGCCGCCUAUUACUCCUACGCCCACCGUGCGCUGUUCCUCAUGAAGGACCGUUAUUUCUGGAAGGUGGUGACGGAAGAGGAGCGGCAAGUCAACCCCAGCCUGCCAGCCCGGGGCCUCCAUGCCCGUGUCAGCAUGACUGAGCAGUGGUUUGAUAUCUGCAAUGUCCAUUCAUCAAUGCUCACUCUGUCGUCUGGUUAAACAUUAUGUGCCCUCAAUCACCCCUUCACUGGUGGCUGGAGAGGUGCAGGACAUGGGUGACCACCUGAAAGGACUGUGCCUUGCCUCCAUUUUGUAAAUGAUCUUCAGCAUUAGCACUAGAUACCCUUUGUUGAUAUAUAUUUUAGCCAAACAGUCAGGUAAGAAUAUUUUACUGUGGUCCCUGUUUGCUGUUCCCUUCGAAUUUAGCUCCAGGUGUCUGAGUCUUGAACACACCCACCCAAGAGCAAGAUUGAUGGUACUAACAUCACUGGCCAUGUGCAGAGUGUUGAUAGAACAGCAGAUAAUUGCACCCACUUACCACAUGGAGGUGCUUUCUAAAGAGCAUCAGUUCACAACAGGAACCGACCUUAAGUUGCAAUAAACUGACUGGAAAAGAGGAAGUUAACUGCGUUUUUAAAAUAAAUUUUAUUUUUGUAUAGAAAAUUCCCACGUAGUUCAAGGACUAGAGUUUAUUGAAAAUAACCCACUUCAUUGCAGCUGAUCUCAACCACUCUGAGCCCAUCUACAGAUGAGGUAUAGUGAUUAGGCCUUUGCCUUAGUUUUUCUUCUCUUUGUGUUUCAAGAUACUGCUUAAAACUGGGGCCCAGAGAGUUUUGUGUCAUCGGGAAACAUUAGGAGCAUUAAUGGCCCUCUCCGAUCAACCUCAAAAGCCUGCUACCACGAUUCAAACAGAUCAUGGCUGAACUUCCACUUGACUUCAUUUACUUGACCUUGUUCCCGAUCUCUUGAGAUAUUUACCCAAUAAAAAACUACCAGGCUCAGUACUGAACGUUUCAGUGGUCCCACUGUCCAGUCUUUGACGGAUGGGCAGAGAUGAUGUGAUUUGAGGCUUUGUGUUGACUGUCUGAGCUAACAACACUUUUUAUCAUGUCUUGUUGCUGGAGCCAAGAGUCAAGAGAACACCUUCUUCUUUUGUGCCUCUUGGAAGAAGAAUAGUCCCCAUCACUUGUAAAUCCCAUGAAACAUUGAGUAAUAAACUCAGCAGACCAGGCAGCAUCUGUGGAGGAAAAUGAACAUGGGACUUUUCCAAUCAUGGGGUGUGGAUUCCCAUGCAUUUGCAGUAGUAUAGCUGAACUUGAGGUGUUUCAUAUUAUUAUCUGGUGGUCCUCUCGAGACAGCAGAUCCAUUCUACUCUAAAAACAUAUUUAGUGCUGCCUCAGAAGUGUACCAGAACAUCCACCUUGCACUGUGCUCAAUUGUGUGUCCUAGAAGUAACUGUGUCCUUAUGUGGGCAGUUCGUGAGCUCAUGGUGCACUUCGAUUAGUAACUUACUGAGGCCUCUCAAGGUGAGCAAAACAAAACAGCCAUGGAAUGCAUGUUUGGAUUGCAAAUGGCUCCUGAACGGUAUUUCUCUUCUGCAUUUGGAACUGGCCUCACUCUUGACUUACAGCUCAAGGAACAAAGCACAAUGAAGAUAAAUAAUGGUACAGACAGGCACAUGCAAGCCACAAACGGCAGAAGUCAAUACGUUGUGCUCACUGCACAGCCCCAAACAUUAGUGAACUGAUGAUGUUAAACAAGUGUUGACCACGACAAUGCAAUUCAGAAUUCAGGAUUCAUUUCCUGAGUCUU
Molecule: messenger RNA, 3552 nt
Organism: Leucoraja erinaceus (little skate)
Lineage: Eukaryota; Metazoa; Chordata; Chondrichthyes; Rajiformes; Rajidae
Product: matrix metalloproteinase-21-like
Exons: 7
Coding region: 79-1959 (626 amino acids)
Biological process (GO): extracellular matrix organization; collagen catabolic process; proteolysis
Cellular component (GO): extracellular matrix
Molecular function (GO): zinc ion binding; metalloendopeptidase activity
Source: RefSeq, a predicted model, not a curated record